AUGGCCGCCCGUCAACCCAGAUUCAAUCAGCAAGUCUUGAUUGACACUACCCCAUUACCUGCGGACAUUCCGCCCGUCACAGAGAUUGGUAGCAGUUCGGCGCCAUUAUUGUCCGCGAGUUUCUUUAUCGGCGCAAGAUGCAGACCCUACAAUGACGAUUUCAUGCAAUGCAAGAAUGACAAUCCUGGAAAGGGAGAGAUUGAUUGUUUGAAAGAAGGCCGAAGAGUUACCAGGUGUGCGAGGAGCGUAAUUGAAGAUGUGAACAAACACUGCCUUGAGGAGUUCAGGAAAACACUGCAACUAUGGCAAUGUCGACCACAGGAGUGGAAGCUCAACAAAUGUGUCUUUGACAAUCUGAAAAUCGAGAAGGUUAUUCCAGAUACCCCCGCAGGCGAAACCCCUGUGCAUCUACGUAAAAGACAAAUUUACGCACACUACGGCCCAUGA
This is a messenger RNA of Botrytis sinoallii, 447 nucleotides long. RefSeq lists its product as uncharacterized. The transcript has 5 exons. NCBI's taxonomy places the organism in Eukaryota, Fungi, Ascomycota, Leotiomycetes, Helotiales, Sclerotiniaceae. The record is from RefSeq and is a predicted model, not a curated record. Gene Ontology annotation, biological process: mitochondrial electron transport, NADH to ubiquinone. Bases 1 to 447 code for a protein of 148 amino acids.